AAGAUGGUUAUAAGUGAACCACCAUCUCGCAAUGUCCUCAUCUCACUAUUAUCCCUUCGUUGUGCACUCAGUGAUCAUUCAGAGCACCCAGGAUGUCUAUUAAAAUUAUUGGUUAUGAAACUCACGAUGUCCGCUUCCCUACAUCUCUAAGCGGUGAUGGUACAGACGCUAUGAAUACCGACUGCGACUACUCGUCUGCCUAUGUCACUCUCCGGACUUCGUCUGAUCUUGUCGGUCAUGGUAUGACCUUCACAAUUGGUCGAGGGAAUGACAUUGUGUGUGCCGCGAUCAAGGAAGUUGCUAAUCGCUUGGUCGGUAAGGAUGUCGAAGAAUUGUUCGCAAAUAUGGGGAAGACUUGGGACUACCUCUGCGCUGACCCGCAGUUGCGAUGAUUGCCGAGAUCGCCUGCCUCAGUCUUGAACUAGCCAGACUGACGAUUAUUUCUGUCUGUCUUCACCUGUAUACGGUCUGACGUUGUUAUUAUAUAGGAUCGGGCCGGAGAAAGGAGUCAUCCACAUUGCACUGGGUGCGGUAAAUAACGCUCUUUGGGACAUGUACGCACGGUCACGAAAGAAGCCGUUGUGGAAGCUCGUAGUUGAUAUGACUCCGGAAGAACUUGUCAACUCUGCCGCUUUCCGCUACAUCUCUGAUGCAAUUACCAAAGAGGAAGCUCUUGUCAUGCUGAAGGCCAAGGAGAGCACGAAAGCAGAGCGUGAAGCCAAAGUUCGAGAGGUUGGAUACCCCGCCUAUGUCACUUCUGCCGGUUGGCUAGGUUAUUCUGAUGAGAAAAUCGCUCGUCUAACCAAAGAAGCGAUCCAAGCUGGGUUUAAUCACUUCAAGAUGAAAGUGGGCGCCGACCUCGACAACGAUCUCAGACGAGGGAAAAUUAUCCGAUCCAUCAUCGAUGAUCCCCAGUAUCUUCCCGCAGGACACAAGCCAAGAGAUCCUAAUGGACCGGACUUGGUUGGAAAGAACGCCGGGCCUACCGGUAGCGUGCUCAUGAUCGAUGCAAACCAAGUAUGGGACGUCCCUCAGGCUAUCGAGUUCGUUAAGGGUCUUGAGGAAAUCAAGCCUUGGUUCAUCGAAGAGCCGACUGCGCCUGACGAUAUCCUCGGGCAUGCUGCGAUUCGCAGGGCACUCAAACCUUAUGGCAUCGGAGUCGCUACAGGGGAGCAUGCACAUAACCGGAUAGUUUUCAAACAGCUUCUCCAAGCCGAAGCUAUAGACGUCUGCCAGAUUGACUCAUGUCGUCUUGCGGGUGUCAGCGAAGUUCUAAGCGUCUUGCUCAUGGCAGCGAAGUUUGGUAUAACAGUAUGCCCGCAUGCGGGAGGCGUCGGCCUGUGUGAGUACGUCAUCCAUCUGAGCUUGAUUGACUACAUCGCAGUGUCGGGCUCAAUGGAACGGAACGUACUGGAGUUCGUUGAUCACCUUCACGAACACUUCAUCCAUCCGUGCUCGAUUAAUAAGAACGGACGAUACAACGUUCCUAAUCAUCCUGAUGAGGGAUAUAGCAUCGAGAUGCAUAGGUCGAGUAUCGAACAAUACGAAUGGCCUCAUGGAACAUACUGGGUGAACGAGCAUCCCAGGCUCAAGGCUCAGGCACAAGUCCAGUCUCAUUGAAACUCGGCGAAGUCACAAGUAGUAUCGGAACCCCUGCUCGCAUGACUCAGGCGAAUGGGGAUGACAAUGAACGAAGACUAAAGAUCCGGAAUAGGAAGAAAGAUGAAAGGACACAAUGUACUUUGGAUCAUUGACAUAACAGCGUUUUGUACUAUUAGCGCAUGCAAUAUCGGAACCCCUAUUCUCGGGAGUUCAAUUUCACCUGAGGGUUGUUUCGCUCCCUGGCUCGCCAAGAAAGAUAACUUCCCUGG
Messenger RNA from Somion occarium, 1871 nucleotides. Lineage: Eukaryota; Fungi; Basidiomycota; Agaricomycetes; Polyporales; Cerrenaceae. The record is from the annotation of a GenBank genome assembly.